AGUCCCUCGGGCUCAUACCUAGUGCCUGCAGCAGGACAGCCAUGGCCACCAACUCCACCAGUGACCUCCACACUCCUGGGACGCAGCUGAGCGUGGCUGACAUCAUCGUCAUCACCGUGUAUUUUGCUCUGAAUGUGGCCGUGGGCAUAUGGUCCUCUUGUCGGGCCAGCAGGAACACGGUGAAUGGCUACUUCCUUGCAGGCCGGGACAUGACGUGGUGGCCGAUUGGAGCCUCCCUCUUCGCCAGCAGCGAGGGCUCUGGCCUCUUCAUUGGACUGGCGGGCUCAGGCGCGGCAGGAGGUCUGGCCGUGGCAGGCUUCGAGUGGAAUGCCACGUACGUGCUGCUGGCACUGGCGUGGGUGUUCGUGCCCAUCUACAUCUCCUCAGAGAUCGUCACCUUACCUGAGUACAUUCAGAAGCGCUACGGAGGCCAGCGGAUCCGCAUGUACCUGUCUGUCCUGUCCCUGCUACUGUCUGUCUUCACCAAGAUAUCGCUGGACCUGUACGCAGGGGCUCUGUUUGUGCACAUCUGCCUGGGCUGGAACUUCUACCUCUCCACCAUCCUCACACUCGGCAUCACAGCCCUGUACACCAUUGCAGGGGGCCUGGCUGCUGUAAUCUACACGGACGCCCUGCAGACGCUCAUCAUGGUGGUGGGGGCUGUCAUCCUGACAAUCAAAGCUUUUGACCAGAUCGGUGGUUACGGGCAGCUGGAGGCAGCCUACGCCCGAGCCAUUCCCUCCAGGACCAUUGCCAACACCACCUGCCACCUGCCACGUGCAGAUGCCAUGCACAUGUUUCGAGACCCCCACACAGGGGACCUGCCGUGGACCGGGAUGACCUUUGGCCUGACCAUCAUGGCCACCUGGUACUGGUGCACUGACCAGGUCAUCGUGCAGCGGUCACUGUCAGCCCGGGACCUGAACCAUGCCAAGGCAGGCUCCAUCCUGGCCAGCUACCUCAAGAUGCUCCCCAUGGGCCUGAUCAUCAUGCCGGGCAUGAUCAGCCGUGCAUUGUUCCCAGGUGCUCAUGUCUAUGGGGAGAGACACCAAGUGUCCGUCUCUCGAACAGAUGAUGUGGGCUGCGUGGUGCCGUCCGAGUGCCUGCGGGCCUGCGGGGCCGAGGUCGGCUGCUCCAACAUCGCCUACCCCAAGCUGGUCAUGGAACUGAUGCCCAUUGGUCUGCGGGGGCUGAUGAUCGCAGUGAUGCUGGCCGCGCUCAUGUCGUCGCUGACCUCCAUCUUCAACAGCAGCAGCACCCUCUUCACUAUGGACAUCUGGAGACGGCUGCGUCCCCGCUCCGGCGAGCGGGAGCUGCUGCUGGUGGGACGGCUGGUCAUAAUGGCACUCAUCGGUGUGAGUGUGGCCUGGAUCCCCGUCCUGCAGGACUCCAACAGCGGGCAACUCUUCAUCUACAUGCAGUCAGUGACCAGCUCCCUGGCCCCACCAGUGACUGCAGUCUUUGUCCUGGGCGUCUUCUGGCGACGUGCCAACGAGCAGGGGGCCUUCUGGGGCCUGAUAGCAGGGCUGGUGGUGGGGGCCACGAGGCUGGUCCUGGAAUUCCUGAACCCAGCCCCGCCCUGCGGAGAGCCAGACACACGGCCGGCCGUCCUGGGGAGCAUCCACUACCUGCACUUCGCUGUCUCCCUCUUUGCACUCAGUGGUGCUGUUGUGGUGGCUGGAAGCCUGCUGACCCCACCCCCACAGGGUGUCCAGAUUGAGAACCUUACCUGGUGGACCCUGGCUCAGGAUCUGCCCUUGGGAACCAAAGCAGGUGAUCGCCAAACACCCCAGAAACACGCCUUCUGGGCCCGUGUCUGUGGCUUCAAUGCCAUCCUCCUCAUGUGUGUCAACAUAUUCUUUUAUGCCUACUUCGCCUGACACGGACAUCCUGGACAGAAAGGCGGGAGCUCCGAGUCCUCAGGUUCACCCAUUUCCCUCAUGGGGAUCCCGAGGCCCCAAGAGGGGCAGAUUCCCCUCAUAGCUGCAUAGCAGCUCGGUGCCCAAGAACUGGCCAAGCCAGCAAAGCAGGAGCCCUGAAAAAUUAGGGGGGAAAUGGGAGAAAAGAAUGUGACAUUUCAAAAACAGCACCAAAGCAGUCAGCAUU
Molecule: messenger RNA, 2106 nt
Organism: Symphalangus syndactylus (siamang)
Lineage: Eukaryota; Metazoa; Chordata; Mammalia; Primates; Hylobatidae
Gene: SLC5A10
Product: solute carrier family 5 member 10
Biological process (GO): transmembrane transport
Cellular component (GO): plasma membrane
Molecular function (GO): D-glucose:sodium symporter activity
Source: RefSeq, a predicted model, not a curated record